Messenger RNA from Lethenteron reissneri (Far Eastern brook lamprey), 1796 nucleotides. RefSeq lists its product as uncharacterized. The record is from RefSeq and is a predicted model, not a curated record. NCBI's taxonomy places the organism in Eukaryota, Metazoa, Chordata, Hyperoartia, Petromyzontiformes, Petromyzontidae.
GAGGGAGGAGGCCGUGCAGAAUAGAAGGGUGUAGAUUUAGAUUUUGUAUCUCACUAAAAACGAGUAUAGUCGUUACCCUUAAAGUGUUUCUUUAACAGUUUUCCAUCAAAAUGUUUUAACGUCAACAAUUGUGGUGGCACUACUGCUGUUGAACAAACAUAACUAUCUGGCGGCGAGGAGAUGUCUCUGUCCACGAGGAUUCGCGGAUACACCGCCUGGACCAACCUGCGCAUGGCGGCAUCUGGUUGCAAUGGUCUCCAACGUGCUCGCUGAAGCUCUUCACUGGGACCAACCUCCGAGCUCUACUCCUGAGCCUGGCUGGUCAUGCGCCACAGAGGUUGCAGGGCCUGGAUGGGCUUACAGAGCAGCAGAAGGAGACGCGGGCCCGUUGGUUUGUGGAGGAACUCAAGCGGGCCGGGGUGGUGGCAGCCGACACUUCGAUAGACGCUCGCAUGUUUGCCCUGGGCAGCAACGAACAUGUGUUUGACUUGUUUUGGGACCUUGUGGCACGUGACAUCUGGUUCACGUGGGAGAGGUCCUGCCACCUGCAGCUCGAUGACGAUGAGGCACUCUGCUCCAUCCCCUUCAAGUGGACACCCAGAGUCCCUGCUACGAACAGAAGUUUAGGGUCGCUGAGCUCCGGAGAGAGUAAUUCUCUCCUGCGAGGCACCUCUGGGUUUGAAAGCCUGCCAGGACAUAGCCUGGGCUCUUCCCCUAAAACCUCCUUCAACAUCCCUCCAGAGUCUGAGCCAUUUCCAGGUCAUGAGGAGGCUCAAAGGUACAACACGAAGCUUCCCAAGGGAGGCCGUGAACACUACCCAUCACCGGAGAAAUGCAUCCUCAGCAUGGUCAACGCUCACCUUAAGGUGGAGGCAGAGGGUAGGCAGGGGCUGUUGGUCUCUUGUAUGGAGGACCUGCUGAACUCUGCAGUGCUCUGUGGCCUGGUCAACAUCUUCAUCCCUGAGACGCUCCCCACUGAGCUCCUUCCCAAUGACCGAUGGACGAUGAACUUGGCUCUGAGGACAAUGGAGGAGAUGCUUCACAUCUCCACUUCUUUUGCCCCCGAAGACCUGGUCGAGGCUGACCCUGAGGCCGUGUGCGCUUACUUCUGCUUCCUCUUCAUGGGCGGGUACAGGCUGAGGCAGAACGUGGCCGUGGCCCGCCGCAAGGGCUCGCUUGUGCACAAGCUCAGCUACUGCGAGCAUCGGCUUGAGUCAGUGCCCGUGCACACCGAGGAGCCGGGUGACCUGCAGAGCAGACUCCAGCUCCUCGCAGAGUCCGGCAAACACCAACGAGAGCUGGACUGGCUGGAGAGCACCUACCCGACGGGAUUGUGCGAGGAGUUGGCGAAGCAUGUGAAAACCGUUCAGCGGGACACAAGGAGGAUCAUUGCCCGCAAAGCAGACAUGAGAUUUGAGGUCAUCACUGUGCCCCGGGCGAUGACGGUGGCUGACCUCUCCUUGACCCUAGCCGUGGACCUAUCAUCCAGCUUCGGCUUCUGCUGUUGCACCGCCACGGAGAGCUGCCCCCCGGACCGUCGCAUAGUCCUCCGCCAAAGAGACACCGGACGAUUCUUUGACAGUGUCUCCAAAAACAAGAAACGAGUGUUGAUUAGGAAGAUGCUGAAGCUGCCGCUUUUUGGAGCAGUGGACCUGAACCCUGCACACCACCCACUGGUAUGAUGUGAGUAUCGUUGGCUUGGGAAUCAUGUGGGGACACACAUUUAAGCUCAAGCCCAGUGCUUUAUCAAGUGGGAUCACUGAGCUGCUUUGUAGAUGAUGCCUCUUCCUUUUCUC